Colletes gigas is the source of this 2443-nucleotide messenger RNA. RefSeq names its product general transcription and DNA repair factor IIH helicase subunit XPD (gene Xpd). Gene Ontology annotation, cellular component: nucleus. Gene Ontology annotation, biological process: positive regulation of mitotic recombination; nucleotide-excision repair; transcription by RNA polymerase II. NCBI's taxonomy places the organism in Eukaryota, Metazoa, Arthropoda, Insecta, Hymenoptera, Colletidae. Gene Ontology annotation, molecular function: hydrolase activity, acting on acid anhydrides, in phosphorus-containing anhydrides; DNA helicase activity; damaged DNA binding. The record is from RefSeq and is a predicted model, not a curated record. Bases 164 to 2443 code for a protein of 759 amino acids. The transcript has 13 exons.
GCGUUCCGAUCGGUUCGUCUGAUGUUGUACCAUCGGAUAAAUACAUGUGUUGCAUCAUUUUGCACAUGUAAUCUAAUACAAAACACAUCGUAAUCGUUACGUUAAUAAAUAAAUAAUAUUAUUGUGCAUCAAAUUUAGAUUUAUGUAGAAGAGAUAUAAAAAUAUGAAAAUCAGCGUUGACGGUUUACUUGUAUAUUUCCCUUACGAUUACAUUUAUCCAGAACAAUAUGCAUACAUGCUUGAACUCAAGCGGGGCUUGGAUGCAAAAGGGCACAGUUUAUUGGAAAUGCCCUCAGGCACUGGCAAAACAAUUACUCUGUUGUCAUUAAUUGUAGCAUAUAUGUUGGAAAAUCCGUUGGAUAUUACAAAAUUAAUUUAUUGUUCUCGUACAGUACCGGAAAUAGAAAAAGUUAUAGAAGAAUUGAAGAAGCUUAUAGAUUAUUAUGAAAAAGAAACUGAAAGUAAACCUAAACUUGUUGGCCUUGUGCUUAGUUCGCGAAAAAAUAUGUGUAUUCAUCCUGAGGUGAGCAGAGAACGAGAAGGCAAAAUUGUUGAUGGACGUUGUCAUUCUCUUACAGCGUCGUAUAUUCGUGAGAGACACAAUUAUGAUGAGUCCACGCCAAUCUGUAACUUUUAUGAAGGAUUUGAUAUGGAAGGCAAAGAACAAAUUAUGCCUUCAGGCAUAUAUUCCAUCGAUGAUUUAAAGGAAUAUGGAAAAGACCGUAAUUGGUGUCCUUACUUUCUUGCAAGGUUUACAAUCUUACAUGCCCAAAUUGUGGUAUACAGUUAUCAUUAUUUAUUAGAUCCUAAAAUUGCAGAAACUGUGUCAAAAGAGUUAAAUAAAACAUCUGUUGUAGUUUUUGACGAAGCUCACAAUAUUGAUAAUGUGUGCAUCGAUUCAAUGAGUGUAAAAAUAAACAGAAGACUCUUGGAAAGAGGGUCUGCUAAUAUACAACUUCUUGAAAAGACAGUAGCAGAGAUGAGAGAAGAUGAUGUAAAUAAAUUGAAGGAAGAAUAUGAUAGAUUAGUAGAAGGAUUGAAAGAUGCACAAGUUGCAAGGGAAACUGAUAUUAUUUUAGCUAAUCCCAUUUUGCCGACUGAAAUUCUACAUGAGGUGGUACCUGGUAAUAUAAGAAAUGCAGAACAUUUCGUUAGUUUUUUAAAACGUUUUGUAGAAUACUUAAAAACACGUUUGCGUGUACAGCACGUAAUACAGGAAUCGCCUGCUGCAUUUUUGAGGGAUAUUCAAACAAAAGUUUCGAUAGAACGUAAACCAUUAAGGUUUUGCGCUGAACGAUUGGCCUCUCUUUUACGUACUAUGGAAAUAUCUGAUUUAACCGAUUUUUCACCAAUAAUUUUGGUGACACAUCUUGCAACAUUAGUUUCUACCUAUACAAAAGGAUUUACUAUUAUAGUGGAACCAUUUGAUGACAAAACACCUAAUGUCUUGAAUCCAAUUCUUCAGUUCAGUUGCUUAGAUUCGUCGAUUGCAAUGAAACCUAUUUUUGAUAGAUUUCAAUCGGUAGUAAUCACUUCAGGAACGUUGUCUCCAUUAGAUAUGUACCCAAAAAUUUUGAAUUUUCAUCCAGUCAUAAUGUCAUCCUUUACCAUGACGUUGGCAAGACCAUGUCUUCUGCCUAUGAUCGUAUCAAAAGGUAAUGAUCAAGUUGCGAUAUCGUCAAGAUAUGAAACAAGAGAAGACGUUGCUGUUAUAAGGAACUAUGGCCAACUAUUAGUUGAAUUUGCAGCUACUGUUCCCGAUGGUUUAGUUUGCUUCUUUACCUCGUAUUUCUACAUGGAAUCUGUCGUGGCUGCAUGGUACGACCAAGGUGUUGUAGAUCAACUUCAAAGGCAUAAGUUACUAUUUAUCGAAACUCAGGAUUCUGCAGAAACAAGUUUAGCUCUUAUAAAUUAUAUUAAAGCCUGCGAGAAUGGUAGAGGCGCUGUUCUUCUUUCGGUAGCGCGUGGAAAAGUUUCAGAAGGUGUUGAUUUUGACCAUCAUUUGGGAAGAGCUGUUCUUAUGUUUGGAAUUCCUUACGUAUAUACCCAAUCGCGUAUUUUAAAAGCACGAUUAGAAUAUCUUCGUGAUCAAUUCCAAAUUAGGGAAAAUGAUUUUUUAACGUUUGACGCUAUGAGACACGCUGCACAAUGUGUUGGGCGAGCCAUUAGAGGCAAGACUGAUUAUGGUAUUAUGGUGUUCGCAGAUAAGAGAUUUUCGAGAAUAGAUAAACGAAGCAAAUUACCAAAAUGGAUACAGGAGCAUCUAAUUGAUAGUUUAUGUAACCUGUCAACCGAAGAAGCUGUACAGAUAAGUAAACGUUGGUUGCGACAAAUGGCUCAACCGUUUACACGUGAAAAUCAAUUAGGAUUAUCAUUAUUAACAAGAGAACAACUUGAGAAAGAAGGAUAUAGAAAAAUUGAAGAAAAGUCGCAACAAAAUUGA